Messenger RNA from Papilio xuthus (Asian swallowtail), 4911 nucleotides. RefSeq names its product probable multidrug resistance-associated protein lethal(2)03659. The coding region runs from base 469 to 4839 and encodes 1456 amino acids. Lineage: Eukaryota; Metazoa; Arthropoda; Insecta; Lepidoptera; Papilionidae. The transcript has 27 exons. Gene Ontology annotation, molecular function: ATP hydrolysis activity; ATP binding; ABC-type transporter activity. Gene Ontology annotation, biological process: transmembrane transport. Gene Ontology annotation, cellular component: membrane. The record is from RefSeq and is a predicted model, not a curated record.
CUCCGCUUCCCCACUACCCUUUCGGGCUCAGCUUGCAUUUCAUUUUGCACAUUUUAUUUUAUCUUCUGUCUCUUCCGUCCUCAACGUAGAGCUCAGUCUGGCUCAGUCUCCAAUAUCGUUGAAUGUGGGUUGGUCAAUUCGAAAUCCGAUUAAAUGUGUUGUUUUCCAUUGCCUUUUUUAUGUUUUAGUUAGUUUUCUAACACCCAAGAUCAGAAUCCUCAGUGAUAUUUAAAUUAAUGAUUAGAGGUUAAAUUGUUUCACAGAAGUAAAUUUAUUAGCUAUACAAUUUAAAAAAUUUAUAUGUCGGUACUUGUAACCUGACGGUCUCGAAAAUAAUUCAAGUUCUUACUUCUCACUGUUUUUAUGGUUGUCGGUGAAUUACCAGUGACUCGCGCCAUGCAAAAUUUGCUAAUUAAAUUCUGAAGAUCAGUCACUGUGUCCGUUGUGGAUUAUUAAAGUGAUCUUAAGAUGGAGUCCUUAAAGAAAAAAGGAAAGCCACCAAAUCCAAGGGCCAAAGCUAAUAUUUUCUCAGCUUUAACCUUUGCAUGGACAUUACCAAUUUUCUGGGGUGGCCUUAAAAAGGAAAUGGAGGAACGGGACUUGUAUGAACCAUUGGAAGAGCAUGCAUCUAGUCCAUUGGGUGACAAAUUUGCUCGUCUAUGGGAAGAGGAGGUUGCGCGUGCUGGAGCCAAGCGCACGCCCAGUCUUUUAAGAGUCAUAUUAAAAGCGUACGCAGCGAGAUGUAUGCUUUAUGGAUUCGUUCUAUUAUUUAUGGAAUGCGGAAUAAGGAUACAACAGCCACGUAUGUUGGGCCUUUUCGUUGCCUACUUCGGUCAGAUCGAGCGCCGAUUUAUGCGCAGACGCGUCAUGAUCCUGCGUGACCAGGCGCAUAUAACUCGUCAAGGCUUCGACAACGGAACUGAUAAGAAAAUAGCUCAGCCUGUGUUUUUGGGCAAGCUGAUAGAUUUCUACGGUCGAGAACAAACAGCUAUAAAGCCUGUGGAUGCGUAUUUAUAUGCUGGGGCCGUCAUAUUGUGUUCGGCCCUCAACGUCUUCGUGGUGCAUCCUUACAUGAUGGCCAUAUUACAUAUGGGUAUGAAGUUCAGGGUGGCUUGCUGUUCCCUCAUUUAUAGAAAGUCCUUAAGGCUAUCUAAAACAGCGUUAGGAGAAACAACGGUCGGACAGGUGGUGAAUUUGCUAUCGAACGAUGUGAACAGAUUCGAUGUGGCUAUCAUAUUCCUACACUACCUAUGGAUCGGGCCUCUAGCGACUGUUAUCAUCGCUUACUUCAUGUGGCUUGAAAUCAGCUGGGCUGCUGUCGUCGGUGUCGGCUUUAUGCUCGCCUUUAUUCCUUUACAAGCUUACUUUGGCAAACGGACAUCUGAGUUGCGUUUGAAAACAGCUUUACGGACAGAUGAACGCGUCCGUCUAAUGAACGAGAUAUUGUCUGGAAUACAAGUCAUUAAGAUGUACACAUGGGAAAAACCUUUCGCAGAUCUUGUCGCUAAGGCUAGAAAACAGGAAAUCAAACAGAUCCGCGCGACAUCGUAUAUUCGUGGUGUAUUAACGUCCUUUGUAAUGUUCAUGACGCGGAUCUGUCUGUUCAUCUCAAUAUUAGCGUACGUUCUUGGGCAGAACAAUAUUAUUACUGCAAAACAAGUAUUUGUUGUCACCAGCUUUUAUAAUAUUCUACGCCAAACUAUGACCGUGUUCUUCCCACAAGGUAUUGCUCAAGUAGCAGAAGCUACGAUAUCAAUCAAACGGCUACAAAACUUUAUGCUAUAUGAAGAUACGAGUAAACCAGUGCCCGGUCUCUCGGAGAUACAGACUGCCACCAAGAAGAAAGGCAAGGAAGAAAAAGAAGUAAUAAGAGAGUCUGUCCCCUCAACCAAAGAUGAACCUCUAGUCACUGAAGAGAAGGUACAGCCUGAGAAGUUGGAAACAACAGAAGCAGAAAAGAAGAGAGAUGAAGCUAGGGGUAAUGGAAAUGCAACCCUAGCACCACUAGAAUCUGGUGAGGAAGACGACGAGGAGUUGGCGAUGCGCGUGGAGGAGGACGCGCGCGGCGUGCGACUCAAACACGCGACCGCCAAGUGGAUUACCUCGCACGCCGAGAACACGCUUACUGAUAUGUCGCUCACUAUAAAGCCCGGCAAGUUGAUAGCAGUGAUAGGUCCGGUGGGCGCGGGCAAGUCGUCCUUGCUGCACGUGCUGCUGCGCGAGCUGCCGCUGCUGUCGGGCUCCGUGCACAUCGGCGGCACCGUCUCCUACGCCAGUCAGGAGCCCUGGCUAUUUGCUGGCAGCGUCCGUCAGAACAUUUUAUUCGGUCAGGCGAUGGACCGGCCGCGCUACAACGCGGUGGUGCGCCGCUGUGCACUCGACAGGGACUUCACGCUCUUCCCGCAGGGCGACAAGACUGUCGUCGGUGAACGAGGCGUCAGUCUUAGUGGAGGUCAGCGCGCGCGCAUAUCAUUAGCUCGUGCGGUGUACAAGCGCGCGGACAUCUACCUGCUGGACGACCCGCUGUCUGCUGUGGACGCGCAUGUCGGCAGACAUCUGUUCGAGUCCUGUGUGGUGGGCUACUUGCGCAACACCACGCGCAUCCUCGUCACACACCAGCUGCAGUUCCUCAGGGAUGUCGAUCAGAUAAUAAUAUUGAAGAACGGAUCAAUAGCUGCGGCGGGAGACUUCGAGACUCUGAGCGCGUCAGGGCUGGACUUCGCGACGCUGCUGGCGCGCGGCGAGGCGGAGGAGGAGAAGCCCAAGCCUGCGCCGGAGCCCGCCAGCGCAGACCUCGAGGACUCCCUGCUACAGGGCAGCUUCCGGAAACGACAAAUGAGUAUACAUUCUGUGAGCUCAGUGGACAACCUGACGGCGGCGGGCAUGCCGGAGGGCGGGCGCGAGGCGGCGGAGCUGCGGUCUGCGGGCGCGGUGGCGGGCGCGGUGUACGCCGCCUACCUGCGCGCCGCCGGACACCCGCUGCUGGUCGCGCUCAUGCUGCUCGUCACCACGCUCGCACAGCUGCUCGGCUCCAGCUCCGACUGGUGGACCAGCUACUGGGUGACGUUAGAGGAGGGAUUGCCGCCGGCGCUGCUCAACACUCUGUCGGAGAACGUGACAGGUCCCACGCUGCAGCUGACCAGCAACGACACCAGCCCACUGGUGGACAACGCACAGUUCCCCAACUCUGCACUAGAUAGAUACGACUGCAUUUAUAUAUACACCGCUAUGGUGUUGUCUCUGGUUGCUGUGUCGCUGCUGCGGUCGUUCAUGUUCUUCUCUAUGGCGAUGAGUGCGUCAACUCGACUGCACAAUAACAUGUUCGCGGCCAUCACUCGUGCGCCGAUGCGCUUCUUCCACUCCAACCCAUCUGGCCGCGUGCUUAACCGCUUCUCAAAGGAUAUGGGCGCUGUUGAUGAAAUCCUGCCAUCUGCACUACUGGAUGUUCUGCAGAUCGGUCUGUCGCUGAUCGGUAUCGUGGUUGUGGUGGCGACGGUGAACUGGUGGCUGCUUUUGCCGACUUUGGCCAUCGGUGUUAUCUUCUACGGUCUGCGCAUCGUCUACCUCUCCUCCUCGCGCAGCAUCAAGCGCCUCGAGGGUGUGACUCGGAGCCCUGUGUUCUCGCAUCUGAACGCAUCACUGCAAGGCAUCACCACGAUACGAGCGUUUGGAGCCCAGGAGGCUCUCAUCCGGGAGUUCGACAACCACCAGGAUUUGCAUAGCUCAGCUUGGUACCUGUUUAUCGCCAGCUCGCGUGCGUUCGGCUUCUGGUUGGACCUGGUGUGCGUCGUCUACAUUGCAAUCGUAACCCUUAGCUUCCUCGUCUUUGAUCAACAGGAGCACGGCGGCAACGUGGGUCUGGCGAUAACGCAAGCGAUGGGUCUGACGGGCAUGUUCCAGUGGGGCAUGCGUCAGUCCACCGAGCUGGAGAACCAGAUGACGAGCGUGGAGCGUAUAAUGGAGUAUUCCAAGAUCGAGUCGGAGCCGCCGCUGGAAUCACCGCCGGAUCGCAAGCCGCCGGCAUCAUGGCCGGAGGCAGGCCGGCUGGAGUUCCGGCGCGUAUCGCUGCAUUACGCGCCCGGGGAGCCAGCCGUGCUCCGUGACCUUAGCUUCCUGGUGCUCCCCCGAGAAAAGGUCGGCAUCGUUGGCCGCACCGGCGCCGGCAAGUCCUCCCUCAUCAAUGCACUCUUCAGGUUGGCUAAGAUUGAAGGCGAGAUAAUAAUCGACGGGCGGGAGACGUCGACGCUGGGGCUGCACGAGCUGCGCAGCCAGAUCAGUAUCAUCCCGCAGGAGCCGGUGCUGUUCUCCGGCACCAUGCGCCACAACCUCGACCCCUUCGACGAGUACCCCGACCAGGUGCUCUGGCGCGCACUAGAAGAGGUGGAGCUGAAGGAGGCGGUGCAGGAGUUGCCGGCGGGGCUGAACUCACGCAUGUCCGAGGGCGGCACCAACUUCAGCGUGGGUCAGCGGCAGCUGGUGUGUCUGGCGCGCGCCAUCGUACGUCGCAGUCGCCUGCUCGUGCUGGACGAGGCUACCGCCAACGUCGACCCACAGACGGAUACUCUAAUCCAGACGACGAUCCGCAACAAGUUCGCGGAGUGCACGGUGCUCACCAUCGCGCACAGGCUGCACACUGUCAUGGACUCUGACAAAGUGUUGGUGAUGGACGCCGGUCAGCUGGUGGAGUUCGACCACCCACACAUCUUGCUGCAGAAGAGCGAGGGUGUGCUGCGCGGAAUGGUCGACCAGACAGGCCGCGCCAUGUCAGAGACGCUCGCACGGGUCGCGCAACAGGCGUAUGAGAGCAAAUAUCCGCAGUCGGGAGCUGCUGUUGAAUAGAUGAAUGUGAAGAUUGUGAGGCGUAUUUGUUCCUACAGUGUGACAGUUCGCACACACACAUACAAACAUACA